AUGCCGGUGGGGACCGCUGCACAGCCGAGCACCCUGUGCGCAGCCACCGGGAACAGCCCACGAGUGACAACCCCCCCCUCCCGCCCCACGGGCGACGUGUCCACCAGCUCCGGUGGUGAGCGGAGACGGAGGGGACACCGCGCGGAGCCCCGCGAGCCGGCCGUGCCCGCCCACCGCCCGCAGCAUCCCGGAUCCACGCGACUCACCGCAACCGGGCGGCAAAAAUCGGUCGCCGCGCCGUUCCCGGUCCCGCUGCCAGUGGGUCGGUACCUCCGCGCAAACCCCCGCCGGUGGCUCUGUCCGCUCCCCACCCCACCGCCACUCACCUGCGCGCCCCGCCCGAGCCACGGGCCGCUCCCGGGGCCGCGGCCCCGCCUCCGCCUUCACCUGCCGCCGCCGCGCCCCGCCCGCUCCACCCCCGGGCCGCCGCCGCCGCCGCCGCCGCCGCCGCCGGGGCUCCAGGAAGCGCCCGCCCCCGCUCGCCCAUUGGGCAGCGCGCCGGCGCUCGCGCGUCCGAUUGGCGGGCUGCCCCGUCAAUCAGCCCCGCGCCUCGCCCCCGUGAGGGCGGGGGCCGCGCGCGCCCCCCGGGACCGAGGGGGAGCUGAGUCAGAGCCGGGAACGGGGCUCGGCUCCGGAGCUGGAGGGGGGGGAACAGCCCGGGACGGCCCCGGCGGCGCCGAGCGCGGUGCCAGGCGCCGAGCGCGCUCCGCCCGCUGCGGCCGCCCCGAGUCCCGGGGCCGGCACGGCACGGCCCGCUCCGCCCCGUGGGUACGGGGAGGGGGCGGGGAACCGGGCACGGGGUGGGGGUGUGAGAGCCGAGAAGUGCGCACCGGAGGGGGAGUUCGGAGUACCGGGAAACUGAGCGUGGCGGGGAGGCAGAGAGGUGGAGAGCCGGGCUUGGGGACCCGGGCACCGAGCAGCGAGCGCUGGGAGGGUUGGAAUGCCGGGCACGGGGGGAUGGAGAGCUGGACACGGAGAACGUGGCGCCGGGGGAAUUCGGGCAGCGGGCGGCGCGAGGGGCAGCCCACCGUUCCCGGCGGCGCUGGAGCGAGCGCGGCCCCCCAAACUCCCCCCAGGGGCGGCCCCUCCGCAGGUGCCUGGGCGCGGGCCCCGCGCAACCUGUUUGGCCGCUGCCGGCCCCGGGAGGCAGCGGCGGCCCCGAGGCUCACCUCGGCUCACCCCGACCCCCCCGCGCCUGGCUCGGAGCGCGGCCGCUGCCCGGCACUGGCGGAAAGUGUGAGGAGCCGCCGCCGGCCCCGGGGCUGCCAAGGCAAACACGGCCCCGCGCAGACGUUAUGUCAGCGGGCGGGGGGGCGGCGGCGGCGGGAGCAGGACCCCCACCCACCCUCCCGCCGGGCCCCAGUAUCGGGCACCUGCCGCCGCGUCUCGCCCGGCCGUCCGCCCGCUUUGGUCCGCCCAGCUCCGUCCGUCCGUACACCUGCAUCCCUGCCGGGGUACCGGCCCGCCGGACUCGCGGCUUCGCGGGCGGCGGGGGCGACCCGCAGAACCACCUCCCGGCCCCGCUGCUCCCCGCCCGCCCUCCCGGGCCGCCGCUCGCCCUCCCGGGCCGCCGCUCGCCGUGGCCGCUGCGCUCUGCCGGUGCGGGCGGCGGUGCCCCCGGUGCCGCUCCCCUCGACGGCGCGGCCGCACUCACCUCUCGCGGCAGGGCCGGGGCGGGGGCCGCAGGCUCAGCCGGGCCGGCGGCGUGGCAGGAAGGACCGGGUGGUCAUCGCGGCCCACGGCGGCCGCCUGCAGAGGGCACUGCCGGUCCCCGGAGCCGAGCCCCGUGGGCGGCACCGACACGCGUGGGGUCAUGGGGGGUCUCUUGGUGCCGGCGGCACCGUUUAUUGGGGUAAAAAACAGCAGACGCGGCAUGGGAAUUCCGGGACCACCGCGGCUGCGCUAACCCGGAACAGCCCCGCUCUGCCACGACGGACGAAGGACCCCCCGAGCCCGGCAACCCCACCCUGGGCGACUCUGCACUGA
Messenger RNA from Myiozetetes cayanensis, 1986 nucleotides. RefSeq names its product collagen alpha-1(I) chain-like. The record is from RefSeq and is a predicted model, not a curated record. NCBI's taxonomy places the organism in Eukaryota, Metazoa, Chordata, Aves, Passeriformes, Tyrannidae. The coding region runs from base 1 to 1986 and encodes 661 amino acids. The transcript has 2 exons.